Gekko japonicus is the source of this 1168-nucleotide messenger RNA. Its product is annotated as serine/threonine-protein kinase A-Raf-like. NCBI's taxonomy places the organism in Eukaryota, Metazoa, Chordata, Lepidosauria, Squamata, Gekkonidae. Gene Ontology annotation, biological process: signal transduction. The transcript has 9 exons. The record is from RefSeq and is a predicted model, not a curated record. Bases 59 to 1168 code for a protein of 369 amino acids.
ACGCCCAUUUCGAACGCUCGCACAAGAUGGUGGCCGCCCCGCAGUGACAGGUAGCCGGAUGAGGCGCAGCCAGAACUCUCCCAGCUCUUUCGCUAAUGGCUUCAGCUCUCCCUCUCCCGACCCUGGCUCUUCAGGAGGGGGAGAGAGCGGGGGCUUCCUGCCAUUCUCCAACAGCCUGACAGCCAUGCUGGGGGCCUCUCGGAGGAAAAGGCCCGGCGGGAGGGCCAUGGCCGACGGACGGGGCACCAUCAAGGUGGAUCUCCCUAAUCAGCAGCGAACGGUGGUGACCAUCCGACCAGGUACGACUGUGUACAGCUCUCUGGACAAGGCACUGAAGGUGCGUGGGCUGAACCAGGACUGCUGCGUUGUCUACAGGAAGGUCGGUGGCGGGCGAAAGACCAUCACGGAUUGGGAGACCGACCUCGUCAAACUGGAAGGGGCUGAGCUCUCAGUGGAGGUUCUGGAAGACGUACCACUCACUAUGCACAAUUUUGUCCGCAAGACCUACUUCAACUUGGCCUUCUGUGACUUCUGCCAUAAGUUCCUGUUUUACGGCUUCCGUUGCCAGACCUGUGGCUACAAGUUCCAUGAACACUGCAGCAGCAAAGUCCCUACAGUCUGCGUGGGCCUGGCUCUUAAGCCGGUUUACAGCUAUGACCCAUGGCCAGAUCCUUCACAGUGGCAAGACAGUGUCCCGACCACCCCAACCCGGCCUAGUCACGAACCCAUGACCCCUCAAGACUCUAGCCUGCACAAACAGCCACUCCACAGCCCAGAAGCCUUCACCUUCCCCAGCGUCCACGGCGACGGGCAGCGUCUCCAACGGCACCGCUCCACUUCGACCCCGAACGUCCACAUGGUCAGCACUAUCAGUCCCGUGGACAGCAGCAUGAUCGAGACCGAGCAAGUCUCCAAAGUGGAGAAGAUGAAGCAGAGCAUCCUGGAAGGCAUCAACUUCAACCGCCAGGCCCCGCCCCCUCUCCUCCCACCCCCGCCCUUUGUGUCCUCCAUGGCCCCGCCCUUUUACCCGAUGCCCGUCUACCCUCGCACGUUCGGCUCUGUUCCGCCACCAGCCCCUGGGAGGACGAGAGGCUUCACAGAGCGGGGUAAACCAUAUAAAGCAACUCUCCUCCACGGAUUUUCAGAAGCCACCGCAUGUGGAAACUAG